GUCCGAUGGCGCGGCGCUCGUCGAGCUCGCGCUGGAGAGAGGCGUCCCGGCCGUGCUCGCCGCCGCGGGGGGCGCGCCCAGCCGCCGGCUCCCGUUCCCGGCCGGCGCGUUCGACAUGGCGCACUGCGGUCGCUGCCUCGUGCCGUGGCAUCUCCAUGGCGGGCGGUUCUUGAUGGAGAUCGACCGCGUGCUCCGGCCAGGCGGCUACUGGGUCCACUCGGCGCGCCGGCGAACGGCACGCAUGAGCGCGCCGCCAUCGAGGCCGCCGCGGCGAGCAUGUGCUGGAGGAGCGUCGCGGACCAGAACGGCUUCACCGUGUGGCAGAAGCCGGUGGGCCACGUCGGCUGCGACGCCGGCGAAAACUCUCCCCGGUUCUGCGCCGGCCAAAACAAGAAGUUCAAAUGGGACAGCGACGUCGAGCCGUGCAUCACGCCGAUCCAAGAAGGCGCGGCGCCGCCACGGGAAGCCUCGGCGGCGGAGGCGCUCCGUCGCGACAGCGAGACGUGGACGCGGAGGGUGGCGCGGUACAAGGCGGUGGCCACCCAGCUGGGGCAGAAGGGCAGGCUCCGCAACCUGCUCGACAUGAACGCCCGCCGCGGCGGGUUCGCCGCGGCGCUGGCCGACGACCCCGUCUGGGUCAUGAGCGUCGUCCCGGCGACCGGCGGCGGCGACACGGACACGGACACGCUCCCGGCGAUCUACGACCGCGGCCUCAUCGGCGCCUACCAUGACUGGUGUGAGCCAUUGCCGACUCCCGCCUUGAGCUACGACCUCCUACACGCCGACUCCCUCUUCACCAUGUACAGAGACAGGUGCGACAUGGAGGAUAUCCUGCUGGAGAUGGACAGGAUCCUGCGGCCCGGGCGCGCCGUGAUCAUCCGCGACGACAUCGCCAUUUUAGCAAGGAUCAAGAACUUCUUAACUGAUCGGAUGAGGUGGGAUUGCCAGAUUUUCGACGGCGAGGAUGGCUCGGACGAUCGUGAGAAGAUCCUGUUUGCAGCGAAGACGUGCUGUAACGAUGAGGAUCGAGAUCAGGAGCAAUGAGCAUGAUCAUCUAGGAUGACCAAAUACAGACAGAUGAUUGAUGAUCACAUUCAUACACUGAUACACUGUGUACGCUGUAUGACUGAUUUGUGAUUUGUAAAGCACAUAAUGUCAGGAUGCGCCUUUUUUUUUUCUUUUGGAGCAUGACCGUUCAUACAUACCACAUUCGCAAUGGAAUUGGGUCCAAAAUGAAAGUUGAGGAUUCAACUGCUAUGUAGUAGGAGUUA
Messenger RNA from Oryza sativa Japonica Group (Japanese rice), 1271 nucleotides. RefSeq names its product probable methyltransferase PMT15. Gene Ontology annotation, cellular component: cytoplasm; trans-Golgi network; endosome. The record is from RefSeq and is a predicted model, not a curated record. Lineage: Eukaryota; Viridiplantae; Streptophyta; Magnoliopsida; Poales; Poaceae. Gene Ontology annotation, molecular function: methyltransferase activity.